AUGUUGGUGAUUCUCCUGAUCUUGUACGUUGUUGUGUUUGUUUAUCUCACCGUGAUUUGGCAAUUGGCGAGUGUGAUCUCGGUUCUUGAAGAUGUGUAUGGAAGGAAGGCGAUGGUGAAGAGCAGGAGGCUGAUAAAGGGCAAGAUGGGUAUGUCGGUUGGGUGUUUUCUUGGUGUCCUGCUGUUGUCUGCCCUGGUUGAGGCACUGUUUGAGUGCCUUGUGGUCUUGGACUUGGUUCAAGGGAUUGGAAUCAGGAUUGCGGUUGGACUGAUCUGCUUGUUGUUGCUGCAAAUGAUGGUCCUUUUUGAUUUGGUAGUCCAGACAGUGAUCUACUUUGUCUGCAAGUCUUACCACCACGAGAACAUUGAUAAGUCCUCUCUGUCUGAGCAUCUCGAGGUCUAUCUCGGAGACUACGUCCCUCUAAAGGCAAAUUCUGUCCAGCUUGAGCAACUUCAUGUCUGA
Molecule: messenger RNA, 462 nt
Organism: Eucalyptus grandis
Lineage: Eukaryota; Viridiplantae; Streptophyta; Magnoliopsida; Myrtales; Myrtaceae
Exons: 1
Coding region: 1-462 (153 amino acids)
Source: RefSeq, a predicted model, not a curated record